Molecule: messenger RNA, 4120 nt
Organism: Arachis stenosperma
Lineage: Eukaryota; Viridiplantae; Streptophyta; Magnoliopsida; Fabales; Fabaceae
Product: putative disease resistance RPP13-like protein 1
Exons: 2
Coding region: 1-3780 (1259 amino acids)
Biological process (GO): defense response to other organism
Molecular function (GO): ADP binding
Source: RefSeq, a predicted model, not a curated record
AUGGCUGCUGCUACUGUGGGAGAAGCGUUGCUCUCGGCUGCUGUGGAAGCAAUGAUUGGGAAGAUCACAACUGAGAUUUCGGAGUUCUAUCGGAGCAAGAAUCUGGAUGAGUCACUGCUGGAGGAGCUGGAAUCCACGAUGCGAAUUCUUCAAGCUUUUCUGAGUGAUGCUGAGGAAAAGCAGAUCAAGAACGCUGCUGUGAAGGCAUGGCUUGAUGACCUCACUCAAGCUCUCUUUGAUGCUGACGACUUGCUCGACGACGUUGCCACCGAGGCUCUCCGUCGCAAAGUGGAAGCCCGCUAUGUUCCCCGCCGUUCCCUUGCCGUGAAGGUGAGGAAGGUCCUUUGCUAUCCAUUCAAGCGGCCUUAUGGAGAGAUCAAUUCUCAGAUGCAGAAAUUGACUGAAAGAUUAAAUGGCUUUGAAAAAAGAGCACACAUGCUUCCACUAGAGAAAGGCGUCUCUGGUAGUGAUUGGCUUACAACACCUACAAAUUCUGCGGUGGAUGAUUCUGCUAUUUGUGGGAGAGAUGAUGAAAGAAAGAAUCUGAAAGAGUAUUUGCUGUCAGAAGAUGCUGUUGCUGAUGGUGGCGGUAAAAUAGGAGUGCUUGCCAUUGUUGGCAUGGGAGGCCUCGGAAAAACAACUCUUGCUAAACUCCUAUACAAUGAUCCUCAAGUUAAAGGAAAGUUUGAUGUGAAAGCAUGGGCAUCUGUCUCGAAAGAUUUUGAUGUUGUCAAGUUGGCAAAAUCUCUUCUUGAAUCUAUCACAUCUGCAGCAACAAAUUUGGAUAACUUCGAUGCCUUGCGAGCAGAAUUGCAAAAGAACUUGUCGGGUAAAAGAUUUCUGCUUGUCUUGGAUGAUAUAUGGAAUGCAGCGUAUGUUGCUUGGACCAAUUUGAUGCCCAUUUUUAAUGUUGGCCAAAUGGGAAGCAAAAUCAUUGUUACAACACGACAUGAAAGAGUUGUGAGUGUUGUUAAUGCUACACGGACCUGCCGUCUGGAACCACUGGCCAAUGAAGAUUGUUGGAGUUUACUUUCCAAACAUGCAUUUGGAGCACACAAAUGCACUGAACUGUCAUCCAACCUUGAAGAAAUUGGUAGAAAAAUUGCCAAAAAGUGUGAUGGCUUGCCAUUAGCUGCGGUGGCUGUGGGGGGUGUUCUUGGCACAAAGUUAUCAACCGAGCACUGGACUGAAGUUUUAAACAGCAACAUUUGGGAUCUGACGGAGGAGGAUGUGCAACCAGCUCUGCUUUUGAGCUAUCAUUUCCUUCCAGCUUCUUUGAAACAAUGCUUUGCUUAUUGUGCAAUUUUCCCAAAGAACUCAGAGCUGCGAAAAGAGGCGUUAGUUCAGCUAUGGAUGGCACAAGGCUUUGUUCGUGUGCUCCAAAAUGAGAAGAGCAUUGAAGAAGUAGGCGGUAAAUACUUUGAUGAACUAGUAGCAAGGUCUUUGAUACGACGUUCUGUGGAAGGGCAACACUUUGAAAUGCAUGACCUCAUCAACGAUUUGGCAACCAUGGUUUCUUCCCCAUAUUGUAAGAGGCAUGACAAUGAAAUGCAACUUGGAAAUCUAAACAAAAUUCGUCAUUUAUCUUAUGAUAAAACUAUGUUUAACCAUUUUGACGAACUUGAUUCCCUUCAUGGAUUGAAAGGCUUACGUACACUCACAGCAUUACCAUUUCAUGCUCGGUACAUGGGCCAUUACCUAGCGAACGGGGUACUGCAUGAGUUGUUGGUAGCAUUGAAACAGUUGCGGGUGUUAUCCCUGUCAAAGUACAGGAAUAUCACUGUUUUGCCGAAUUCUAUUGGCGAUUUAAAGCAUUUGCGACAUCUAGAUCUAUCUUCCACUGGAAUAAAAAUGUUACCUCCUGCAAUAUGCAAGCUCUACAAUCUACAGACCUUGUUGUUAUCUCAUUGUAGGGACCUAACUGAGUUGCCUGAGGAGAUGGAAAAAUUGGUGAAUCUACGCCACCUUGCUAUUGAUAAUUGUAUGAAUCUUAAAGAGUUGCCCAAGGGGAUGGGAAAAUUGGUGAAUCUACGCCGCCUUGAUAUUGAUGGUACUAAUUUGCAGGAGAUGCCCGCAGAAAUAGCCAAACUAGAAAAUCUGCAAAGUCUGAGUUGUUUUAUUGUCAGCAAACAACAAAACGGACUUAAGCUUGCAGAAUUGAGAAAAUUUGCCCAUUUACAAGGUAAACUCUGCAUCUCAAAACUAGAAAACGUUAUUGAUCCGUCGGAUUCUUGUCAAGCCAAUUUGAAGGAGAAAAAGCAAAUUGAAGAGUUAUCAUUGGAAUGGAGUAUUUCCAUUUUGGAAGACGACUCCCAUCAAGUUGUACUUGAGCAUCUGCAGCCCUCAACUAAUUUGAAGAAACUGACUGUUAAGUGCUAUGGCGGAACUAGUUUCCCAAAUUGGUUGGGUGAUUCCUCGUUUGGCAACAUAGUGAGUUUGAGUAUUGAAGAUUGUCAUCAUUGUUCUUCAUUGCCACCUCUUGGACGACUACAUAGUCUAAAAGAACUAUUCAUUUGGGGUAUGAGAUCAGUGAAGAGUAUUGGGUCUGAAUUUUACGGAAGUAAUUCCCCUUCAUUCCAACCAUUUCCCUCCUUGGAGACUUUGAGAUUUGAGUGGAUGGCAGAGUGGGAGGAAUGGAACAUGAUAGAUGGUAUAAAUGCUGAGUUUCCCUGUCUAUCAAAGCUAUCUCUGAGAAGGUGUCCGAAGCUGAAAGGAAAUUUACCCAGCAAUCUUCCUUGCUUGGUUAGACUUGAUGUACAGGAUUGUUGUGUACUGGAAUCAGAGUUUUCAGGAGAAGUGGAUAACAGAAACAUAAUGAGACCAUUGAAUCUAUUCAAUUUUAACUCUCUUGGAGAAUUAUAUCUCUAUAAAAUUCCUUCUCUGACGGCCUUCCCGAGCAAUGGUCUGCCCAAAGCGUUAAAGACACUUGAUAUCCAAUCUUGUGAGAACCUUGAAUUCCCAAGUCAUGAGUUCCUGCAUAGUUGCAAGGCACUUGAGGAACUGGAGAUAUGGGGUAGCUGUUGCUCGCUGACGUCAUUUCCCUUAGGUUCUCUCCCUGUGCUCAAGCGUCUUAAUCUUUUGGAUUGUAAAAAAUUAAAAUCAAUUUCAAUUUCGGAAGAAGCAGCAGCAAGCCAGUCUCUCAUGUUUCUUGAACAUCUCGAAGUAUUUUGGUGUCCUGAACUGGAGUCGAUUUCCCUACUAGAUUCGUCAACUCCUAACCUGAGUUAUUUUGCAGUAGUGGGAUGCGACAAGAUUAAUUCAUUACCAGAACCAAUUAAGAAACUCACUGGCCUCCAAACAUUAUGGAUUCGUGAUGUUCCGAAUUUGGAAUCCAUUGCAGAAGAGGGUUUGCCUAUCAAUUUAAGGACACUUGGUGUCGGCAAUGAAGAAGGGGUUUACAGCAAUACAGCUAUCACCAAUUGGGGCUUGGACCGACUCACUUCUCUUUCAGAAUUGAGUAUUAAAGGUGAUUAUCUGGUUAAGAAGCUGAUGGAAAUACAAGUGCCUCAGUUGCCCAAUUCUCUUGAGUUGCUGAGAAUAGUAGGUGCACGUGAAAUACAACAUUUGGAUGGGAAGUGGCUUCAGCAUCUCACCUCUCUCAAAACUCUCGAGUUGUAUGAAUGUGACAAGCUCAAGUCACUGCCAAAAGAAGGGCUGCCCUCCUCAAUUUCAUGUCUAACAAUGAUAGAAUGCCCAAUGUUAAAAGCAAGUUGUGAGAGAAAAAAAGGAAAAGAGUGGCCCAAGAUUGCUCACAUCCCACUCAUACGCUCUGAUUGGUAACUUUCUACAUAGCCUGCCCCUUGCAAAUCCAUGCCUCAACAUAUUCUUUUUAUUUUUAUUCUUUCAAUUGUAUUCCUGUUACUAGAUUUUCAUUUUGUUACGUUUGCAUAAAUGUGAUUUAACAUGCAUAAACUAGUUGAUACAUUUUAGAGCAAAGUAGUUUGAUCGAAUCUCAAUUUUAAAUUUGAUGAGGAUGACAAAGGUUUUCACUUUGAUUUGAUUCCUGCUGUACACUUCUGUUGCAACUUGCAAGUGGCCAACGAGUUUGGAAUGACAUUGCCACUCUGCGAGAUUGAACUGAAUUGCUAGUUUGGUUUGUCUUCAUGGAGAGACUCUUCUA